AUGGCGUACAUACCUCGGCCUGCCGACCUCUUGGAUCAAACUCGAUGCGAAUGCAAUUUCUCACGUAAGCAGCAGAUGCAUCAGCAUGGCCGCUACUCUGCCCUCUCAGUAGGUAUUUCAUUUGGGGGGGGACAAAAGCACCCACAGAAUCUUCACCACGAGGGUGCUGCAGCACAUGUCCUCGCCACCCUCCUCAACCACAUUGCCUUCAUAUGCCUAGCCCUUCUCCUCAGUGAUGACAGCCUUAUCCUCAACUUUGCCAACAGCAUUUUCUGUGCAUGCACGUUUAACUUUGGGCCCAAGACCGCUACCUUUGAACAUAUGGACUCGGGAAACCUACCCUUCGGUUGGUGCUCAGUAACGGUGCUCGGUCGCUUCAACCCCAAGCAAGGUGGUCACCUAAUCCUGUGGGACCUCAAGCUGGUAAUUGAGUUCCCCCCCGGAUCUACCAUACUAUUCCCAUCCGCCAUCCUCCGCCACUCCAACACACCCAUCGGCUGUGGGGAAACAAGGUACUCAUUCACGCAGUAUACAUCGGGGGGGUUGUUUCGCUGGGUGGAUCAGGGCCUUCAGUUGAUGAUGCACGAACAUGAUGCUGCCCUCAGAACUCACGCUGGGCGAUGGGCAAUGGGUCUUGGUUUGUACGCCUCUAUGCCUAUACUUAGGAAGGGUAACGCAUGA
Desarmillaria tabescens is the source of this 681-nucleotide messenger RNA. RefSeq lists its product as uncharacterized. The coding region runs from base 1 to 681 and encodes 226 amino acids. NCBI's taxonomy places the organism in Eukaryota, Fungi, Basidiomycota, Agaricomycetes, Agaricales, Physalacriaceae. The transcript is spliced from 4 exons. The record is from RefSeq and is a predicted model, not a curated record.